This is a messenger RNA of Ctenopharyngodon idella (grass carp), 4840 nucleotides long. It is a transcript of the gene eeig1a, whose product is annotated as estrogen-induced osteoclastogenesis regulator 1a. The record is from RefSeq and is a predicted model, not a curated record. Bases 262 to 1383 code for a protein of 373 amino acids. Lineage: Eukaryota; Metazoa; Chordata; Actinopteri; Cypriniformes; Xenocyprididae. The transcript is spliced from 12 exons.
UGUGUGUGUGUGUGAGAGAGAGAGAGAGAGAGAGAUGAAGGGCGGCGCUUCAUAAUCUCUGUAGAAAAACUAACACGCAGUGAUCCGGGGGACAGAAUCACAUCCAAACACAGAAGACACGGAGGACGGACAUAAACACUAAAGACAUGAUCAAUGAAAGCAUGAUCUCACAGGGAGAGUUUCCACUGCCAGAUUAAACCACAGCGUUCAGCUCUAACGUUGAAUUUCUGUAGAGAGUUAAAUCAUUUAGAGCUCGAGUUCAUGGCGUUUCUAGUCAAGAAGAAGAAGUUUAAGUUUCAGACUCAUGUCACUCUGGAGGAGCUGACAGCCGUGCCGUUUGUUAAUGGGGUUUUGUUCUGUAAGAUCAGACUGCUGGAUGGAGGAGACUUCACUGCUGCAUCAUCCAGAGAAGAAGUCCACGAGAACGCCGUUCGCUGGAGGAAGAGGUUCUCCUUUGUAUGCAAAAUGAGUGCCAACCCCAACACGGGUGUUCUGGACCCCUGUGUGUGUCGCGUCUCUGUGAGGAAGGAACUCAAAGGAGGAAAAGCUUAUUCAAAGCUGGGCUUUGCUGAUCUGAACAUGGCGGAGUUUGCUGGUUCAGGCUCCACCGCGCGCUGCUGUCUGCUGGAGGGAUACGACACCAAGAACACCCGCCAGGACAAUUCCAUCCUGAAGGUGACCAUUGGAAUGACCCUCUUAUCUGGAGAUCCGUGUUUUAAAACUCCACCAAGCACAGCCAAAUGUAUAUCUGUGGCGGGUCAGGACCCUUCCCUGCAGCUGGACUGUAAAGGAGAAGGAACAGCUGAAGUUUUGCCUCGACUGACUAAACAGAGGCCUUCUAUACUCGGCUCUGGUAAAAGUCACAUCAUUAAAGCUCUUUCCGAGGAGGUGGAUCAGAGUCAGAGUCCCGAUGAGUCGUUUCACACGGGUCAUUCGCGCAACUCAAGUUAUGCCAGUCAGCAAAGCAAACUCUCAGGCUACAGCACCGAACACUCCUGCUCCUCCAGUCUGUCAGAUCUGACCCAUCGCAGAAACACAUCUACAGGCAGCAGCGUGAGCACAGACGUCCCUUCUGAGAGCGACACCCGCCCUGACCGGCCUCCACGACCUCCGCGGCCCAUCUUACCCUCCAACAGACCUCCACGGAGGAAACAAGAUUCGGUGGAAGAUCAGCCGACCUGGGUCAACGACACGCGCAUAGACGCAGACGACAUCGUGGAGAAGAUCGUCCAGAGCCAGAACUUCUCUGACAUCAGUAACAUGGAAGAUAGUAACCUGAGGCUGUUUGUGAGCAGAGACGGAACGACAGCGCUGAGCGGGAUCCAGCUGGGAAACAGGGUCUCUGCUGGGGUGUAUGAGCCAGUCGUCAUUGAAAGCCAUUAGAUUUAUUCCCAGUGUGUGUCCUGUUUUGUCACUGGAACAAUCACACAAACUCUGAUCUAUUCACAUCUCCUCCUGCAUUUUCAGUAGUCUAAACAAGUCCAAGCAAAUGUUUAAGUGCCAAACCACUGCUAACCACCGCACAACAGAAGAACAUUUUGGACACAUUAGAAGUUUUUCCACCACCUGUUGCUACACAAGUAUGUUGUCUGCUUACAGCCGCAUAUAUGUGUGAUUUGUCUGGUCUGUUUCUUUGUCUACCGAAUGAGGUUUCUAUGGAAGCUUGUUUCCGCCAUGAAAUAAGAAAUAAAAAAGGUAAUUGCUACUUUAUAUCUAACAAUCAUUACUUUUUUUCUUGCAAUUGUGAGUUUUAAAUCACGCAAUUCUGACUUUAUAACUCAAAAUUCUGACUUUUUUUCUCAGAAUUGAGAUAUAAAUUGACUUUAUUGCGAGUUAUAAAGCCAGAAAUGCGAGAUAUAAACUAAAUUCUGACUUCUUUCCUCAGAAUUGCGAGAUAUAAACUCACAAUUGCGUGAUAUAAACUUGGAAUUGCGAGGAAAAAAGUCGCAAUUUUGACUUUUUUUUUCUUGCAAUUCUGACUUUUUUUCUCAGAAUUGUGAUAUAAACUUGAAAUUGCGUGUUAUAAAGUCCAAUUAUAGGGGGAAAAGACUGUUUUUUUUCUCAGAAUUGCCAAUUUAUAUCUCAAUUCUGACUUUAAAACUCGCAAUUGCAAAGUCAGAAUUGUGAGAUAUAAACUUACAAUUCUGAGAAAAAAAGUUUGUAUUUCGCAAUUCUGACUUUAUAACUCGCAAUUGUGUUUAUAUCUCACAAUUCUGAGAAAAGAAGUCAGAAUUUCGUUUAUAUCUUGCAAUUCUGGCUUUAUAAGACGCAAUUGCGAGUUUAUAUCAUGCAAUUUUGACUUUAUAACUCGCAAUAAAUUCAAUUUUAUAUUUUGAGAAAAAAGUCAGAAUUGCCAGUUAUAAAGUCAGUAUUGUGUGAUUAAAAACCUCACAAUUGUGUGAAAAAAGUCAUAAUUGCAAUUCUGACAUUAUAACUCAUAAUUGCAAGUUUAAAUUUCUCAAUUCUGAGGAAAAAAAAGUCCGAAUUGUGAGAUAAGUCGCAAUUACAAUUUUAUUUAGUGGCAGAAACAAGUUUCCAUAUGUUUCACAUCUGUACAUGUAUUUUUGUGAGUCUGAAGACACGUUUAUAAUUUUUGCCGAACACUAAGUUUUGACUUUGACGGGCUCUUUAAGGGCUGUGAAGUGUGACGUGGGUUUUUCCUGGAGCAUCAGCCGGUCUGAAUGCUGUGAAAGUACCAGAGAUGCUCUCUGACCCACUGGACUGUGUUGUUUUUCUGUGUUGCUGUGCAACACUAAACUCCCUCCCUACAGAUUCUAGUGUUAUACAAACCAGUUUAAUGCACUUUACAGGACAAUCUCACAAAAACACGCCAGCUCAUACAGUGCCUCAAAAUCAGAAGAACAAGAAAGUGUAUUUUCCACAAAGAAAUGACACCUAUUUUAGGACCAUUAAGAUUUUUUUGGGUUGUAACAUCAAUGAUAAUUGAGAAUUUUUAUUACCUUCUCAAUACUUUACUGUAGUAUCUUUAACUGUUUUUCAUUGUAUUGCAAUAUAUUUUUAAUUAGCUUAAAUUAUCAUAAAGAAUAAAGUCACAAAUCUUAAUGGUACUAAUAAUACACUCUAUAAAUGCUGGGUUGAAAAUGGACAAACCCAGCGGCUGGGUUAAAUGUUGGGUUAAACAUGCUGGGCAGUUUUAUUUAACUCAACUAUUGUUUAAAAAUGACUAUAUGUCUGGCUUAAAAUGAACCCAAAAUAGGUUGGAAAUUAAAAAUCAGACACAUAAUUACUAGAGGCAACAAUAAUAAUCAAAGGUGAACAUUUAUUAAUAAGCAAUUUAAUAAAUGAUUGUUUAAUUAUUAUUCAUUUAACUUGUUAAUAAAUGUUCAUGUAUUAAAAAUAUUAAUAAAUGUUAAUUUCCAACAUAUUUUGGGUUCAUUUUAAGCAAGAAAUACAGUAAUUUUUAAACAAUAGUUGAGUUAAAUAAAACUAACUAGCAGUCUUGGUCAAACAUUUAACCCAACCAGCUGGGUUAAAACAACCCAAUCGCUGGGUUUGUCCAUUUUCAACCAAACUUGGGUUAUUUUUAACCCAGCAUUUCUGAUUUUGGGAUGAAAUAUGACUGAUGUUUCUUGAGAGAUUUCAUGCAAUUCACUCUUACGCAUAAGUACUUUUGUGGGGCCAAACCGCACACAACUAAAUACAAAAUACAUAAUAUUUCUAAAUACACUGCAAGAAAUGACUUUCAUACUCAGUAUUUUUAUCUUGUUUUCCAGCACAAAUAUCUAAACAUUCUUAAAUCAAGAUACAUUUACUGGAGAAGCAAAGUGACUUAAGUCUUGUUUAAUGAAAAAUGUCUUAAAAUGAAAUUAGUUUAUGCUAAUAUCAACCAAAAAUAAGCUUAUUUUCCUGACUCCAUUGGCAGAUAUUUGUUCUUCUUGUAAGCACAAACUCACUUUAUUCUGAUACAUUUUUCAUUAAACAAGAUAUUUUAAGUCACUUUGCUUCUCCAGUAAAUGUAUCUUGAUUUAAGAAUCUUUAGAUGUUUGUGCUGGAAAACAAGACAAAAAUACUAUGUAAGAAAGUCAUACACAACAUCAUAAUCAUGAUUCCAGUCACUGCUGGUUCACGUGCAGUAAAGUUUGUCUUUACUGUCAUUGUCAAAGUGAGUUUCACCGCCCUCAGCUGCACUUGAAAUCAUUAAACUGACUCAUUUUUCCAGUACAGAGGAACUCCACACCAUCCCCAGAUUUUCCAGAACCAGCUGGCUGGUUAUUUUCCUUCACAAAAAAAUCCCUAGAGACAUAAUGUGCUGGAGUUUCACAGUAAGACAGAUGCUUUUAUUGAAGACGAAGUGUAUUUUUGCGUUUCUCAAGUGCACUUGAUAAGCUGUGAUGGACUCGUUCGGUGCUGCUCAUAUGAACUGAGUGCUUGUAGAAAUCUUUAUUCAGAGCACAUAGGGUUUUUUUUAAGCUUUCAAACCCUUCUGAUUUAUUCUAAUGAGAAAAUACUUACUUGGUAACAAACAUUAAUUUUAGCGCUUCAGCAUCUUGGCCUGCUAAAUCACGAUCAUAAACACUAAACAAUAUGCAGAUUCGACUGUGGAUCAAACGAGCAGAAUGACGUUCAUCCGUUCAGCACCGAACUCUGAGAUCUUUACAUGUUCUUUAACCGUUGAGCGGGUUAGAGAACACAAAAUGCACCAGGCCUUCAUAUCUCUCGCAAAUAAGCUAACAUUUUAAUGCUUUAUUAAUAAAAUAGACCUAUAACUUAAUAAAUGUCUAUAAUUUCAAUGAAAUUCACUUGUAUUUCUAUAUGUAGUGCACUAUUUUUGUGAACAUUGAAUGUGCUUUUAAUCAAUAAAUUUUAAGAAACUCUUUUA